CGAGUAUUAACCCCUUCAGAUAUGGAUAUUAAGGGUAAAAUCGCACUCGUAACAGGAGGAGCCAACGGCAUAGGUUUUGCCUACGUUAAGGAACUCUUACGUAACGGAGCCGCAAAAGUGGCCAUUCUUGAUUUGGCGACCUCAAAUGGCAUGGAAGUGGCGAAAAAUCUGAACUCCGAAUUCGGACAUGGAAAGGUGAUCUUCGUCGCCAGUGACGUGACGAAAACCAAGGAGUUCGAAGCCGGAUUCGCCAAGGCGUUCGAAGAAUGCGGUGGACUCGAUAUCGUGAUAAACAAUGCCGGGAUAAUGGACGACACGAAAUGGGAGCUCAUGGUCGAUAUUAACUACAACGGAGUUGUGCGCGGAACUUUGCUGGGUCUGAAAUACAUGGGGAAAAACAUGGGCGGCAAGGGAGGAACCAUUGUCAACGUAUCUUCAAUCGUAGGCUGCCAGCCGUCUCCCAUUUUCCCCAUUUAUGCUGGGACCAAAUACGCCGUUAUCGGUCUCACCCGAUCAUUCGCGGCACCAGAAAACUACAACAACACAGGCGUUCGAUUACUAGCAAUAUGUCCGGACGUUACCGAAACCCAACUUAUAACCAAGAGUGUCGGACGGUCGCUGAGCAUAAUAAACACGAAUUCGGUGACAGAAACCUUCAGCGAAAUGCAAUCAACGGAAAGCGUCGCCAAAGCUAUGAUGCAGAUUAUUCGCGAAGGAGAAAACGGCAGUUCUUGGCUGGUGACGAAUGCUGAACCACCCUGCGAGGUCGACAUUCCUGACAAGGUUGUGCGAAAGGUUACUUAUACCGAUAUGGACGUCAAAGGAAAAACUGCGCUCAUCACCGGCGGGGCCAAUGGAAUAGGCUUCGCCUACGCUGUGGAAUUAUUGCGCAAUGGAGUUGCGCGUGUGGCGAUUUUGGAUCUUGCAAACUCGAACGGCGAUAAAGCGGUGAGAAAAUUGGAGAAUCAAUUCGGAAAUGGGAAGGCGAUGUUCAUCGUCUGCGACGUGACGAAGGCACAGCAGCUUGAAGAUGCGUUCGCCAAGAUUAUCGAGGACUUUGGGGGACUUGACAUAGUCGUGAACAACGCUGGCAUAAUGGACGAUAAUCGAUGGGAACUUGAGAUAAACAUCAACGUCACUGCACUGGUUCGUGGAACGUUGCUGGGCCUGAAGUACAUGGGAAUAGACAACGGAGGCAAGGGAGGAACGAUUGUGAACGUCUCUUCGAUCGCUGGCGUAAUCCCAUUGCUGAUAUUCCCGGUUUACUGCGCUACGAAACACGCCGUCAUUGGUCUAACUCGAUCAUUCGGGCAACCUUAUCACUACGAGAAAACCAACGUCAGAGUCAUCGCGAUCUGUCCGAGCGUCACGAAUACGCAAUUGAUGACCGAGGCUGAAGAUCGAAAACUCGACGGCAUAACCGUGGAUGUGAUUCCUGCAGACAAGGCUUUGCUGCCCCUGCAAUCUGUCGAGAACGUGGCCAGAGGCCUCUUGUACAUUUUACGUGUCGCUGAACCCGGUACUUCCUGGCUUGUUGAGAAGGAAAAACAGCCAGAGCUGAUCGUCAUUCCUGAUGAACCCGUGACGCAGACCUAAGCCGAGGAGAAGAAGAAUCGGACUGCUUGUAGGAACCUGAUCCAACUGGAAAAGCUGGUGAAGCGCGUUGGGUGUGAAAAUUUAUGGAUGAAUGAAUCUGUAUGAACAGUUCUACAAAAGAACCAAAAGAACGUUGUACAAUUACUGUGUAAAUAAAACUGUGCCGCAUCAUUGGCAAACCCAAAA
Diprion similis is the source of this 1782-nucleotide messenger RNA. RefSeq lists its product as uncharacterized. The coding region runs from base 22 to 1596 and encodes 524 amino acids. Gene Ontology annotation, cellular component: cytoplasm. Lineage: Eukaryota; Metazoa; Arthropoda; Insecta; Hymenoptera; Diprionidae. The record is from RefSeq and is a predicted model, not a curated record. The transcript is spliced from 12 exons. Gene Ontology annotation, molecular function: oxidoreductase activity, acting on the CH-OH group of donors, NAD or NADP as acceptor.